This is a messenger RNA of Moneuplotes crassus, 1065 nucleotides long. Lineage: Eukaryota; Ciliophora; Spirotrichea; Euplotida; Euplotidae. The record is from the annotation of a GenBank genome assembly.
AUGUCUACUCAAAUCAAAGGUGAUAAAAGAUGUCAAAAGCCAUCAAAUCCAGCCCACGCAGCUUUUCUCAAACUCUGCUGUUUCUCUCAAAAGAAAGAUAUUGUGCCCAAAGCGUGAAGGAAGUACUCCUUGGGACAUGUCACAAACGAAGGAUUCGGAGAGGAAGACACUUCAGCAUACUUUGAAAAAGUAUGCAAGGAAAUAAAGCAGCUUGAAAAUGAAUACGAACACCGCAAUGACUCUCCCAGCAAACGGAUGAAGAGAGGUCUUCUUCAUAUCAAGAGACAAAGAGAUCAUCUCUCUGAAAGACUCAUCGAUAGGAUACAGCACAGUGAUAAAACAGCUUUCAAACAACUGCUUAAAAAUAUGAACAAAUUGAAAAGUGUCAGAGAUUUUGACAACUUCUGCAAGGCUCAUGAUAUUGGCAACUUAGAUGAAAGCCAAAGUAUAUCUGACUGCGAACAAAACCUGGAUAGUGUUAAACAGUUGGAUCAUUCCUACGAUAUCUCAAAUCCAAGAGGUGCUAUCAUUGCUCCAGAAUCUUGCUUCUCUUCUUGAAAUAAUCAAAACACAAGAAAAAGUGCCUGAAAAGACAACAAGAAAAAAGUCGAUUCCAAUAAAUUAUUCAAAGACGUGGAGAUGAAGAGAGAUAGAGUCGGCUCUUCAGUUACAGAUACAAAAGACAUUCAGGAAAAUCUGACAGGAACUUCCCCAAUUCCAACAUGAGACAUCGUCAAAAAUAAAAUAUUUGAUUUCUCUCGUACAAAAACAGAUAUGAAGAGAUCACAAAUUUUACAUAAAACUGACAGAAGUUCUCCUGCAUUAGAAAUAGCAUUCAAAAAGACCAACCAAGUGGAAUAAACAUCUACGAUAAUUUCAGACUUCCAGAUGUUUAUUAGAGAGUCUCUUCUUCCAUAAAAGUUUAUUUAAUGGUACUUUAUUCUAAAAGUUCCAUAAACUUUGAAUAGGAGAAUUGUCGCAGUAUCCAUGAAACUUACUUGCUCAAGACUCCUUGUGUGGAAUAAUAUCUGGUUAAAACCUAAUUGCUUAUAAUAUCAACUUUUC